UAUAGCCUGUUUUAAUCACCAAAUGUCAAUUAAGGUACGUUCUAAAUUUCUAAUGCCGCCGCAGCUUCCGUUGUAUUGUCCGUCGUACUCCGUCAGUGUAUUCCGAGCUGUUCUUCUGAUGAAAAGCCAUCGCAACUUUUUGUCAUAUUCUUCUGCUUCAUCCUCUAAAGAAUCGCUGGUUCUCUCAACAUCGUAUAUGGCUCUUCCUCGAUCUCUCGCAUUUUUCCCUUUUUCAAUGAUUCUUCUUCGUCUCCGACCUGAAAUGGUGGUUGGUUGGUAUCAUUCACAUCCUGGUUUUGGCUUUUGGCGCUCUGGGGUUGACAUUAAUACUCAACAUAGUUUUGAACCUUUGAACCAGCGAGCUGUAGCUCAGUUAAAAGAAAAUGAGUAGAGGACUUGAAGAAGAUAAAAUGAUGCGGAAGGAGAAGCUAGCAAGAAUGUCGUGACAGAGUGGUGGAUUUAAUGGAUUUUUAUGUAAUGUUUAAAACUUAUAUCUUAUGUUUUAUGUUGGUAUCCAGAUAAUUGACAAUUGUUAUGUGUGCUAUUUAUUUCAAUAAAUUAAUUUUUAAUAAA
Arabidopsis thaliana (thale cress) is the source of this 573-nucleotide messenger RNA. RefSeq names its product JAB1/Mov34/MPN/PAD-1 ubiquitin protease. The transcript is spliced from 3 exons. The record is from RefSeq and is marked reviewed. The coding region runs from base 23 to 391 and encodes 122 amino acids. NCBI's taxonomy places the organism in Eukaryota, Viridiplantae, Streptophyta, Magnoliopsida, Brassicales, Brassicaceae. Gene Ontology annotation, molecular function: peptidase activity.